CGCCCUUCUUUGCAUUAUUGAUUGUUAUUUAUGGCCAAAAGGCACAGCCGCAAGCAGCGCUUAAGGUAGCAGCAGCUGCCACUUUUACAACAAAAAAUAUAAAAAAAAAAAUACAGCGAAAAUCGAAAUCAAAUUCCAAAUCAAAAUCAAGUAUCAAGAGAACGAGACAUUGGACAGGUGUCUGGGCGAAGCAAUCGGCUUUUGAUUAAUCACAGCUACCAGUUGACAAGUGCCACAGCGCGAGGAUUUACAAUUUUUAUGGUGAUGUGAUUGGAGUUCAAUAGCCAAACAAGCAGACGCCAAGCAAAAGGAUUUGCCGCUUAGAAGGACACAGGACUUGACUAAGCUGCAACAACAACAACAACAAGCACAACAACAAUAAGAAGAUUUCGCACACUGUGGCCAGCGGGAGACGAGCAACAAACCGAAUGCAGUAUCUCAACUACGCACUGCAGACAUCCACGCGACUGCUGACCAGCCAGAGCCACAGCCAGAGUCAGAGCCAGAGCCAGACGAGCCACAAUCAGCAGCAGCUGCGCCAGCGUCAGCGUCAGCGCCACAGUCAGACAGCGGCCAUCGAGGCAGCGGCGGCGGCAAGCACGCCCAUUGAGGAGCAAAUAGCGCACGCCUGCUGCAGUCGCGGUGCCCAAUUGCUGCGACUGCGCCAACAGGAGCUGAUCAAGCGACGCGCCCUCGAGCUAGAGGAUCAGCUGAACGCCAACGACGCCAGCUGGGAUAGCGAUCCGUGCAGCAGCGAGGCCGAGGAAGGCGCUGUGGGCGGUGGCCAGCAGAAACAGGAACAGGAUCAGGAGCAGGAUCAGGAGGAGGAGAACUCCAACGAGUCGUGUCAGCCAGUCCAAUGAAAUUUACUCUCAUUUAAUGUUCAACU
Messenger RNA from Drosophila virilis, 889 nucleotides. RefSeq lists its product as uncharacterized. Lineage: Eukaryota; Metazoa; Arthropoda; Insecta; Diptera; Drosophilidae. The record is from RefSeq and is a predicted model, not a curated record.